AUGAAUCCAAACGACGACGAUGACGAUGGGGUCAUUGUCGAUUCAUCAACGAAAAAACCCGAUGAAGUUUCAUUAUCAAAUAAAAUAAUUUUUAUUGUUAUUUGUGCAUGUAAUAUGAUUCAAAAUGCAAUUGUUGGCGGUUCUAAUAAUGCCAUAAUGACAACACUUGAAUCAGGCUUUUAUAUGACAUCGACAGAAACAGGUCUAUUUCAAUCUGUCUAUGAACUUGUGGCAAUAUUUACUUAUCCACUUGUCGGCUAUUUUGGCGAUCGAAGUAGAAGAAAAACACGAUGGAUAGCUAUAUCAAUGGGUAUAUUGUCUUGUGGAUUUCUUGUUAUGUCCUUUCCACAUCUACUUGAAUCGAAACGUGGCAAGCCUCCGUUAGAACCACAUGUUGCCGAUCAUCUAACGCUAUGUAAUCCAGAACGGAAAAUAAAUGUUUGUUCAAUAUCGAGUAAUUUGAGAUUUUUAAGUCAUUUAAAAUAUGUCUUCUAUUUAUCCAAUAUAAUUAAUGCAUGCGGAUCGGCUGCUUUACCAACAUUAGCUGUUACAUUUAUUGAAGAUUUGUUUCCAGAAGAAAAAGCGCCUAUUGCUCAAGGUAUAUAUUAUGCAGUUGGUGGAAUUGGUAUUGGGCUUGGAUUUCUUGCUACAUCACAAUUUUUGAAAGUCUAUACUUAUAUUAAAAAACCGCUUUGGUUAACACCGGUCUAUUCUGAAUGGGUUGGAGCCUGGUGGUUAGUUUAUGCAUUGGGUACUUGUAUAAGCCUUAUAUUGUGUGUUACUCUUUGCCUAUUCGAUAUUGGUCGCCGUCGCAAAUAUGUAUCAUCAUCAGCACAAAAAGAAAUACAAUCAACAUUAAAUCAAACCUAUCUAUUAUUAUCAGCAUCGCCAAUGAAUCGAAAUGGUCCCACUGAAAAUAACCAUCGGAUAUCGUCACGUACAAGUUCAUCAGAAACAAAUUUAAGUUCAAGUCUUAAUGUUAUGUCCAACGAAUUAAAUGGUAAACAACAAACAACAUCUCUAGAUAUAGUCGAAGAGAAAUGUCUAACAGCAACAGCAACAACAACUACAACAUUAAAUGAUUGUAAAGAUUUUCUCUCUGAUAUUUAUUCAUUAAUGAAACAUUUACUUCUUAAUUUACGUUACAUGGGUAUUACUUGUUGCGCCAUUGUUGAAGCAUUAUUAAUCAAAGGAUAUCUUGCCUUCUUAAGUAAACAUAUUGAAUAUCAAUUUCGAACAACAUCAUCACAUUCCAGUGUUUAUAUUGGAGUUAUUUCAUUAUUUUCUGUUAUUUUUGGUACCCCAUUAGGAGCUUAUUGUGUCAAAAGGUAUGAUAUGAAUGGACGCCAAUGUGCAAAAUUUUGUUGUAUUAUUCUCGCUAUGUCAUCUGUGAUCUUUCUUGGAUUAUUACUUCAUUGUCGAGAACCGACAAUUGGUACGUCCCAUUCCAUGCCUGUCAUUUCAACUGCAUUUGAUGAUGAUUCAUUUGAUGAACUUACAGCAGAAUCCGACCGCGUAGAAAGUCCAUGCAAAAGGGAUUGCAAAUGCGAUAUGAAUAUAUAUCAACCAGUAUGCGAUGUGGCAAAUAGAGAGACUUAUCAAAAUCCAUGUUUAUUAGGAUGCAAAACAAUUCGAAAAGGAAUAUAUGCGGAUUGUUUAUGUUUACCAAACAAUAGUACGGUAAAUGUUGGUCGAUGUACAGAACGUAAAUGUGCAAUGAAUUUUCGAAUUACAUUAUGUGGCGCGUUUAUUGUUGUAUUCAUGUCUUGUUGUGUUAUCGUACCGGCAUUAAAAUGUGUAUUACAUAGUGUUGAAUUAACACAUCGAGCGUUUUCACUUGGCUUUAAAUCUACAAUGACAAAAACAUUUGGCUAUUUACCAGGAACACUUCUAUUUGGCAUAAUUAUUGAUCGAACAUGUAAAACAUGGAUACGCGAAACCUGUGGACUUAAAGAUCAAUGUAAACAUUAUAAUAACAAACGUAUGGCAAUAUCAUUAGCGCUACUUGGCUGUGGAUUUCGAAGUUUAUCGGCUCUAUUUUGUGCCAUAUCGUGGUAUGCAUAUAUUAAAAAGCCAGAUGUUGAAGAGAAAAAAAAAUCCAUUGAACAACAUUCAGAAGUAUUAGCCAUCAAUAGAACCCAUCAUGUUAAUGUUUAG
Messenger RNA from Rotaria socialis, 2157 nucleotides. NCBI's taxonomy places the organism in Eukaryota, Metazoa, Rotifera, Eurotatoria, Philodinida, Philodinidae. The record is from the annotation of a GenBank genome assembly.